This is a messenger RNA of Dichotomopilus funicola, 1353 nucleotides long. RefSeq lists its product as uncharacterized. Gene Ontology annotation, cellular component: cytoplasm. The transcript is spliced from 2 exons. Gene Ontology annotation, molecular function: exopolyphosphatase activity. Bases 1 to 1353 code for a protein of 450 amino acids. The record is from RefSeq and is a predicted model, not a curated record. Lineage: Eukaryota; Fungi; Ascomycota; Sordariomycetes; Sordariales; Chaetomiaceae.
AUGCCCCCAACCCGCCACUCACUCAAAUCCUUCCUUCAAGCCGCCCGGAAUGCCCUCCGCGCUCCCCCGUCACAGCGGCCGAAACCUCUGACCUUUGUCAUCGGCAACGAGUCUGCAGACCUGGACUCCCUCUGCUCGGCCGUCCUCUUCGCCUACUUCCGCACCCACACGGCCCCCCACACCCUGCACAUUCCUCUCUCCCACCUCCCACGUGCAGACCUCGCCCUACGCCCGGAACUGACCGCAGCCCUGGUACCAGCGGGCUUGAAACCGGAUGAUUUGCUCACCUUGACCGACCUCCCGCCGGUGGCAGAUCGCAGCGAGGGUAAACAGGGAGUCGAAGAUCCAGACGACGGGUUGUCACCACUACACCCCCAAGACACACAAUGGCUACUCGUCGACCACAACGCCCUGACUGGUCAACUCGCCUCGCGUUUCGCAGACCGUGUAGUCGGCUGUAUCGACCACCACGACGACGAGGGUGUCGUGCCUGCGCAGCGUGACUUGCCCCCGGGCAACCCACGCGUGAUUGCCAAAUGUGGGAGUUGUAUGAGUCUCGUCGUGGAUCGGUACCGGUCGCUUUGGGACGAUCUCUCUUCUCUUCCCUGUCACGACGAGACAGCAACAACCUGCGACUCCCAACUCGCCCACCUCGCCCUCGCGCCCAUGCUCAUCGACACCGCGACGCUCAUGUCGCAAGACAAAACCACCGAGACCGACAUCCGUUCCGUCGAGUUCGCCGAGGCCAAAAUUUCACCCCUAAAAACAACCCCCAAUACCACCAACAACAACGACACCAACCCCCCCUCCUCCUACAAUCGCGAAAACUACCACUCCCUCCUAUCCCAUCACAAACAAUCCAUCACCUCUCUCACCUACCACGACCUCCUCCGCAAAGACUACAAACGCUGGACCGAAGGCCGCCUCACCCUCGGCAUAUCCUCCAUCGUCCGCAACCUAACCUAUCUCUUCACCCACAUCGACACACAAAACCGCACCGCAUUUUUACAUGUCCUUCGGCGCUGGGCACACGAGCAGGAGUUGGAUGUUGUCGCUGUGAUGACGGCGUCGAAUAUUACCGAGGAAGGGGAAGGGGACGGGGAAAGGGGGUUUAGGAGGGAGUUGUUGGUGUGGGGGGUGAGUGAGGAGGGGGGGAUGGUGGUGAGGAGGUUUGGGGAGAGCUUUGGGGGGGUGUUGGGGUUGGUGAGGUGGGGGGUUGGGGAAUUGGAUUGUGAUGGAGGGGAUGAGGAUGGGGGAUUGAGGGUGGGAUGGUGGCAGAGGGAGGUGAAGCACAGUCGGAAGCAGGUUGGGCCGAUGUUGAGGGAGGUGAUGAGGGAUGGUGCGAGGUUAUAA